Molecule: messenger RNA, 1296 nt
Organism: Ochotona princeps (American pika)
Lineage: Eukaryota; Metazoa; Chordata; Mammalia; Lagomorpha; Ochotonidae
Gene: XPA
Product: XPA, DNA damage recognition and repair factor
Exons: 7
Coding region: 33-851 (272 amino acids)
Biological process (GO): UV-damage excision repair; base-excision repair; nucleotide-excision repair involved in interstrand cross-link repair
Cellular component (GO): nucleotide-excision repair factor 1 complex
Molecular function (GO): damaged DNA binding
Source: RefSeq, a predicted model, not a curated record
CACUGCGCCUGCGUCCUCGGAGAAGCCUGGCCAUGGCGGCGGUGGAAGGAGUCUCUCCGGAGCCGGCGGCUUCCGAGCAAGCGGCCGAGCUGCCCGCGUCUGUGCGGGCGAGCAUUGAGCGGAAGCGGCAGCGGGCGCUGAUGCUACGCCAGGCCCGGCUGGCGGCCCGGCCCUACCCGGCGGCGGCGGGAGCGGCGACCGGAGGCGUGGCUAACGUAAAGGCGGCCCUCAAAGUGAUUGACACAGGAGGAGGCUUCAUCUUGGAAGAGGAAGAAGAGGAACAUAAAGUUGAAAAAAUUGUCCAUCAACCAGGCCCCGUGAUGGAGUUUGACUAUGUGUUAUGUGAAGAAUGUGGGAAGGAGUUCAUGGAUUCCUACCUCAUGAGCCACUUUGAUUUGGCCACGUGUGACAACUGCAGAGAUGCUGAGGAGAAGCACAAGCUUAUAACCAAAACAGAAGCCAAACAAGAGUACCUUCUCAAAGACUGUGAUUUAGAAAAAAGAGAACCAGCUCUUAAGUUUAUCGUGAAGAAGAAUCCUCGUCAUUCACAGUGGGGUGACAUGAAACUCUACUUAAAAUUACAGAUUGUGCAGAGGGCGCUGGAAGUCUGGGGCAGCCAGGAAGCACUAGAAGCUGCUAAGGAAGUUCGACAGGAAAACCGAGAAAAAAUGAGACAGAAGAAGUUUGAUAAAAAAGUAAAAGAACUGCGGCGAGCUGUAAGAAGCAGUGUGUGGAAAAGGGAAACAACUGCCCAUCAACACGAGUAUGGACCUGAAGAACACAUAGAAGAUGACAUGUACCGGAAGAGCUGUACUCUGUGUGGCCAUGAACUGAAUUAUGAAAAAAUGUGAUUUUUAGGUAUAAUUCUAGAAUAGUGAAUACACUCACAUGACAAGCCUGGUAACUGACAUCAGUACGAUGUUUUUACUGCAUGGUAUGAUGUGACCUGCUGUCAUUUUGUCUGUGGUGAGCUUUGUUUAAAGGGAAAGCAGCUGCUGCAUGGCUUGCUCACAGACCUGUUUCUAACUAGCCCUGCUUUGCCUUAUAAGCAGGUCCAACAGCUACUAUCUUCAUCAGAGGUAUUCACUGACUGAGGCCGAUCACUAAUUCCACCUUGUGUUUAAACAAGGAUAAGGAAGAAACAACAUAAAUAAGAGAAUAUUUUGGUCAAGAACCAGGGUUUUAGCUCUUUCUCUGCUUGUUACUUGCCAGGCAGCUUUAACCUUCAGGAAUCCCUACCUGCUCCAAGAUAAUCUCAGACUAUCAAAAUAUGGGAAAAUCCUAAAUCAGCAUAGA